This is a messenger RNA of Loxodonta africana (African savanna elephant), 1783 nucleotides long. Its product is annotated as olfactory receptor 5D18. The transcript has a single exon. Gene Ontology annotation, cellular component: membrane. Lineage: Eukaryota; Metazoa; Chordata; Mammalia; Proboscidea; Elephantidae. Gene Ontology annotation, biological process: sensory perception of smell; G protein-coupled receptor signaling pathway. Bases 768 to 1721 code for a protein of 317 amino acids. The record is from RefSeq and is a predicted model, not a curated record. Gene Ontology annotation, molecular function: G protein-coupled receptor activity; olfactory receptor activity; odorant binding.
UGUUUAUAAGCAUGGUGUAUAAAUGUGAAAUAACAAAUAAAAUAAUUUAGACUUUCCUAUUUUUUAUUAUUGACUGUAGAGCUGACAUAACCUGUCACUGCCUCAGGCUAAGCUUGUCUUUUAUGAACUUAAAGCAUUGAAGGAGGACUGGAAGUGUUAUGUGAAAAUUUUAUUUAAAAUUAUCAUAUAAUCUUUAAAUCUCAUUUUUAUAUAUUAGUAAGUACUAAGAAUUAAAGUUGAGAACUUAAGCAAAAUUCAGUUUAAUGGUUUUAUUUGUUUUUCUUAAGAAAAUUAAAAAAAAAGGAUGGUUAUCAUGUUUUAAAAUUUUAGAAGUUUAUCAAACCUUGGAGCCCUGUUGGUGCAGUGGUUAAGAGCUACAGCAUACUACGGCUGGUAACCAAAAAAGUCAGCAGUUCCAAUCCAUCAUCCACUCCUUGAAAACAAUAUGGGACAAAAAAAAAAAAAAAAGCCCAUUGCUGUCUAGUCCAUUCUGACCCAGAGCGGCCCUAUAGGAUAGAGUAGAACUGUCCCAUAAGAUUUCCACUGAGCAGAUGGUGGAUUUGAACUGCGAAUCUUUUGGUUAGCCAUCAAAAGCUUAACCACUGGCAUACCUUGGUUAAUAAACAAAUACAGAGAUUCGGAAAAAGAUAUCUUUUCCAGUUUUGGCAAGAGAUAGUUGACUAAGCUUCCUAUAUCCUUACUCUCUUUAAUAUAUAUGUAUAUUUUCAUUUCCAGGACUGACUUUCAGAUUUUGACAAACAGAAGCCAUGCUAUUGUCAGACAGAAAUAAAAGUGGGGCCACUUUCACCCUUUUAGGUUUCUCAGAUUACCCAGAACUGCAGGUUCCUCUUUUCUUGGUAUUUCUGGCCAUCUACAGUGUCACUGUUGUAGGGAAUCUUGGAAUGAUUAUAAUCAUUAAAAUUAAUCCCAUACUGCACACCCCCAUGUACUUUUUCCUCAGCCACCUGUCAUUCAUGGAUUUCUGCUAUUCUUCCAUCGUUGCUCCCAAAAUGCUGAGGAACCUAGUUGUAGAAGACAGAACCAUUUCAUUUUUAGGAUGUGUAGUUCAAUUCUUUUUCUUUUGUACCUUUGUGGUGACUGAAAACUUUUUAUUAGCUGUAAUGGCCUAUGACCGCUUUGUAGCCAUUUGCAACCCUCUGCUCUACACAGUUACCAUGUCCCAGGGACUCUGUGCUAUGCUGGUGGUCAGAUCAUAUGCAUGGGGAGUAGGGUGUUCCUUGAUACUCACAUGCUCUGCUUUGAAAUUGUCUUUUCGUGGUCCCAAUACAAUCAAUCACUUCUUCUGUGAGUUCUCCUCACUUCUGUCUCUGUCUUGCUCUGAUACUUCUCUAAGCCAGUUGCUGCUUUUCAUCGUUGUUACUUUUAAUGAGGUGAGUACAUUACUCAUCAUUCUCACUUCUUAUGUGUUUAUCGUUGUCACCAUCUUAAAAAUGCAUUCAGUCAGUGGUCGUCGUAAGGCAUUCUCUACCUGUGCCUCUCAUCUGUCUGCUAUCAUGAUCUUCCAUGGCACCAUCCUCUUCCUCUAUUGUGUGCCCAACUCCAAAAACUCCAGGCACACCGUCAAAGUAGCCUCUGUGUUUUACACAGUGGUGAUCCCCAUGUUGAAUCCCUUGAUCUACAGCCUGAGGAAUAAGGAUGUCAAGAAUACAGUCAGCAAGAUAAUGGACACUAAAAUCUUUUCUCAUUGCGUGUUAUUUUAGUAGGAUUUUUCCUUAACUUGUAAGUAAGGAGUGUCCAUAAAGAUGUUUUUUAAAGAUAUCAA